AUGGGCCAUACACGUUGCUGUGACGAAGCCACCAGGAAGAAAGGACAUUGGUCUCCUGAAGAAGAUUCUCUGAUCAAGGAGUAUAUAGAACAGCAUGGCACUGUAAGCAAUUGGCGUGCUCUCCCGAAGGAAAUUGGCUUGAAUAGGUGCGGCAAGAGCUGCAGGUUAAGAUGGUGUAAUUACUUGAGGCCUCAUAUUAGGAAUGGGGGUUUCACUGAAGAAGAGGAUAGGCUCAUCUGUAAGCUCUAUAUCACUUUAGGAAACAAGUGGUCUUACAUUGCAACUCAAUUGCCGGGAAGAACCGACAAUGACAUAAAGAACCACUGGAACAGCGUACUGAAGAAGAAAAUGAUAGAAAAACGCAAGGAUCAAAACAACGGUCAUCUUGAAGCAGCAACAGCCAUGGCAGAAUCACCAACAAUGAACAUCAAUAUGAAUAUGGAAAGCCCUUGUCCAAAUUUGGGUUCUGAAAUAAUCCCCCACCAACAAACCAAUCCUGCCAAUGUACCCGGAAAUGCUGACGUCAGCCCUAGCACACAAUCGCCCACGUCUCAGCAAAAUCUUCAGCAUGCCAUUGUUGAGCAAACGCUUGUGCAAGAUCGUUACCCUAGUUCUACACAGGCGAUGGAGAGUUUUGAGGCUAAUCUCAAUAUGAACAUGAUGGAAAUCUCUCACAUGGAGCCAUCCAACUGCAAUUUUGGUACUAACAAUUACAGCUCCUCCCAAAUACCACAUUCUGCAAUGGAAAUAGCAGACCAAGAUUCAUAUCAGAGAGGAACUUCCCCUCAAGUUGAUUAUACAACAAGCAUUGAAGAUUAUUUAAGGCUAGAAAGCCCUGCAGAAUUUGAUGCACUGCUGUCUGAGAAUAAUAACUCGGUUAUGUUCCCUCCAACGCCUUCUAUUACUUAUGACAGUUAUGCUAAUGGAAGCUUCCAAACAGCAUGGACUGAUACUUUUAUUGGUGAGAAUAAUAGCAACUUGAACAUGAUGGGAAUCUCUCAUAUGAAGCCAUUCAACUGCAAUUUUGCUACUAGCAAUUACAGGUCCUCCCAGAUACCACAUUCUACAAUGGAAAUAGCAGACUACGAUUCAUAUCAGGCAGGAACUUCCUCUCAAGUUGAUUAUACAACAAGUACUGAAGAUUAUGCAAUGCUAGAAAGCCCUACACCAUUGGGUGCACUGCAAAUUGACAAUGAUAAACCAGAUACAGCAUUCGAUGCACUGCUACCUGUGAAUGAUAACUCAGAUAAAACAUGGGAUUCACUGCUAUCUGUGAAUGAUAAGUCAGAUACAGCAUUGUAUGCACUGCCACCUGUGAAUGAUAACUCAGAUACAGCAUUGGAUGCACUGCCAUCUGUGAAUGAUAACUCAGUUACAGUAUUGGAUGCACUACCGUCUGAGAAUGGUAACUUCGUUACAACAUUGGAGCAGGCACUGCUAUCUGAGAAUGAUGGCUCGUUUAUGUUCUCUCCAACGCCUUCUAUUAAUUUUGAUAGUUAUGCUAAUGGAAGCUUCCAAACAGCAUGGGCUGAUACUUUUACUGAGGAGAAUAAUAGCAACAUGAACAUUGACGCUCAAUUGGCAAUGGAUUGGGAAGAUAUACUAAACUAUACUUAAACAAGAUCUCAGUAAUUCUAGAGCAGAGAGAUGGCAAUUAUGGAUGUGGACAAUAAUUUUGUAAGUCGUCCUCUACCUACUGAAGCUCUCCAAUUAUCCAUUGUCAAUCUUUCUAUUUUGAGAAAAGAUUAAAAAACGAAAAACUAUGCAUGUUUGCACAAUGAGAGAUCUCUUGCUCAU
Molecule: messenger RNA, 1797 nt
Organism: Cryptomeria japonica (Japanese cedar)
Lineage: Eukaryota; Viridiplantae; Streptophyta; Pinopsida; Cupressales; Cupressaceae
Product: transcription factor RAX2-like
Exons: 3
Coding region: 1-1617 (538 amino acids)
Source: RefSeq, a predicted model, not a curated record